ACACUUAAACUUAUCUUGUAAUUCUGGCGCAAAACCAAAAGAGUGGUAGUGGCUUCAUUCAUUCCCCUUCUCUCAAAAGUUUCAAUUCAUUUUCUCAAUUUGAAUUAUGAGUUUGGCUUCUGUUGUUCACAAUGGCAUCCAAACUCCAUUGAAUCAUACUGACCUUAUCAGGAUCAGGGCUUCGCAUUCCAAAACCUCCACACUCCAAUUCCUUCACCGUCCUAUCUCUUCCUUUUCCUCAGUGUAUCAUUUACAUCGUCCUCUCCGUCUCCCACUUCCAUGCUCCAAACCAAUUCGUCAGGUUCAUCCAUUUCAUACUUCAGAUGUAAAGAGGAUUACUGCUCAACGAGAUGAUGAGAUAUCUUCUACUGAGGAAUCACAGAGUUCUGCAGUUAGAACUGUAGCCUUAUGGGUUUGCGCCGCAGUAGCAUUUGGUGUUGGUGUGGGUUUUACAGAAGGUUAUGAAAAGGCAUCAGAAUUCUUUGCUGGAUACAUAUUGGAGCAAAGUCUCUCGGUGGAUAAUCUCUUUGUCUUUGUUCUAAUAUUCAAAUACUUCAAAGUGCCAGUUUUGUAUCAGAAUCGUGUACUUUCCUAUGGUAUUGCUGGUGCAGUUGUUUUUCGCCUGAUAAUAAUACUUCUUGGAACAGCCACCAUUCAGAGGUUUGAGGCAGUCAACCUUCUAUUGGCCGCAAUAUUGCUCUUCUCAUCAUUUAAGCUAUUUGCUAGUGAAGAAGAAGAGUCAGACUUAUCUGACAACUUUUUGGUGAAGACAUGCCAGAAAUUGAUCCCCGUAACAACAUAUUAUGAUGGAAACAAGUUCAUAACAAAUCAGGAUGGGAUAUGGAUGGCCACACCUUUGCUUCUUACCGUAGCCGUUAUUGAACUCAGUGACAUUGCAUUUGCAGUGGACUCGAUACCUGCAGUUUUUGGUGUAACACGAGAUCCAUUUAUAGUGUUUUCUUCUAAUCUUUUUGCCAUUCUGGGUUUGAGGUCUCUUUACGUGAUAAUUUCUGAGGGUAUGUCAGAAUUGAAGUACUUACAGCCGUCCAUUGCUGUUGUACUGGGAUUUAUUGGGUGUAAGAUGAUCUCGGACUAUUUUGGAUUCCAUGUCUCAACGGAGGCAUCUCUUGGUUUUGUAGCCUCUAGUCUUUCCAUUGGAGUAAUAUUAAGUCUGGCUAACAAAUCUGAUUAGCUUAUGGACCAACUCAGAAUGAGUUGGCUCAGCAUGAUUGCUUCUGUUUUACCAAGCAAUCCAAUUCUACCCCUCCACCUCAAAUAAAAAAAAAAAAUUAUUAUUCCUUUAUCAUUUUGUAUACUUGGUAAGAAAUAUUUAUUUUAUAUGUUGGUUUCAUUAGCCAAUAGCCAACUGAGGAACCCUUUGUAGACUGUGCAAUGGCUUUAGUUGAUGUUCAAAGUGUUCAAAGUGAAAGCAUAGUAAUAGCAAAUGGUCAAUCAAAACAUAUUUUUGGCAAAAACUAGCAGUUUACCCGUGUAGAAGAAACACGGGUCUGGGAAAAAUCAUAAACCCAUGCAUGUAAACCACCAUAUCAUCAUGAAAUGAUAUUUUACUAUCACAAAA
Messenger RNA from Medicago truncatula (barrel medic), 1579 nucleotides. RefSeq names its product thylakoid membrane protein TERC, chloroplastic. Gene Ontology annotation, cellular component: membrane. The record is from RefSeq and is a predicted model, not a curated record. The coding region runs from base 107 to 1192 and encodes 361 amino acids. NCBI's taxonomy places the organism in Eukaryota, Viridiplantae, Streptophyta, Magnoliopsida, Fabales, Fabaceae. The transcript is spliced from 14 exons.